Molecule: messenger RNA, 2241 nt
Organism: Notodromas monacha
Lineage: Eukaryota; Metazoa; Arthropoda; Ostracoda; Podocopida; Cyprididae
Source: the annotation of a GenBank genome assembly
AUGUCCCGCCGGCUGGAUGUUGCUGGAAAAGUUCUGGCCAUCAGAAGAGAAGACCAGAGUGUGUGGGAAAGAAGAGCCCCUUUGGCACCAGAUCAUGUCAGGCAACUGGUGAAAGAUGGCGUUAAAGUUCUUGUGCAACCAUCCAGCAGAAGAGCUUAUCCAGCGCAGGCAUAUGCAAAUGCAAGAGCUUGCAUUCAAGAGGACAUUUCAGAAGCUUCUGUCAUCCUUGGAGUCAAGCAAGUACCCAUCGAUGCCCUGAUUCCUGACAAAACUUACUGCUUUUUUUCACAUACCAUCAAAGCGUCAGAAGAUAACAUGCCCAUGUUGGAUGCACUCCUGGAAAAGAAUAUCAGACUCAUUGAUUAUGAAAAGAUGGUGGAUGACACUGGCCAAAGAGUGGUUGCAUUUGGUAUGUAUGCUGGUAUGGCAGGGAUGUUGAACAUUUUGCAUGGACUGGGACUGCGAUUACUUGCUCUUGGACAUCACACUCCUUUUAUGCACAUUGGACCCGCGCAUAGUUACAGAACCACGGAUAUUGCGAGGGCCGCUGUCCGAGACGCAGGCUACGAAAUCUCCUUGGGACACUUGCCCAAGUCUUUGGGAGUUUUGACUUUUACCUUCACCGGAUCCGGAAAUGUGUCCAAAGGUGCCCAGGAUAUGUUCCGGGAAUUGCCCAUUGAAAUGGUCCCACCCGAGGUUUUGCCGAAAGUCUGCUCUCAAGGCCAACACAAUAAACUGUAUGGUUGCCAAGUGAGUCGAAAGCAUCACUACAAAAGGAAUAAAGGAGGGCGUUUUGAUGCUGCGGAAUUUGCUGAGCACCCAGAGAGAUACUAUUCAUCGUUCAGCAAAACCAAUAUCAGACUCAUUGAUUAUGAAAAGAUGGUGGAUGACACUGGCCAAAGAGUGGUUGCAUUUGGUAUGUAUGCUGGUAUGGCAGGGAUGUUGAACAUUUUGCAUGGACUGGGACUGCGAUUACUUGCUCUUGGACAUCACACUCCUUUUAUGCACAUUGGACCCGCGCAUAGUUACAGAACCACGGAUAUUGCGAGGGCCGCUGUCCGAGACGCAGGCUACGAAAUCUCCUUGGGACACUUGCCCAAGUCUUUGGGAGUAUUGACUUUUACCUUCACCGGAUCCGGGAAUGUGUCCAAAGGUGCCCAGGAUAUGUUUCGGGAAUUGCCCAUUGAAAUGGUCCCACCCGAGGUUUUGCCGAAAGUCUGCUCUCAAGGCCAACACAAUAAACUGUAUGGUUGCCAAGUGAGUCGAAAGCAUCACUACAAAAGGAAUAAAGGAGGGCGUUUUGAUUCUGCGGAAUUUGCUGAGCACCCGGAGAGAUACUAUUCAUCUUUCAGCAAAACCAUUGCCCCUUACACGUCUGUGCUGGUCAACGGGGUUUACUGGUCGCAGGAAUUCCCGCGCCUCAUAACCCUCCCGGACGCCAAGCACCUCUGCGAACCCGUCGUGGCGCCCUGGCUGGCACCAUGCCCCGGGGCGCCGACGUUACCCCACCGCCUGGUCGCCGUCUGCGACAUCUCCGCGGAUCUCGAUGGCUCCAUCGAGUUCACCGUGGAUUGCACCACUAUUGACAACCCGUUUUGGAUCUACGACCCCGUUCAUCACACGACCCAUCAGAAUGGGCUCAUGGCCCCGGGUUUCCUCCUGUGUUCCAUUGAUAACAUGCCGACGCAGUUGCCCAGAGAAUCGACGCACUUUUUCGGCGAGCUCUUGUUGCCGCACAUCUACAGCAUUUUGCAGUCGGAUGCCAAAAAGAGCAUGGACGACACGCAUCUCUCACCGGAAGUAACUUCUGUAGCUGUGGCUGCCGGGAUCACGAUAGUGAACGAAGUUGGACUCGACCCUGGCAUAGAUCAUUUGCUUGCCAUGGAAUACAUUGACAGUGUCCAUUUGAAAGGAGGCAAGAUUGAAAGCUUCGUGUCCUACUGUGGAGGGUUGCCAGCUCCAGAACAUUCAGAGAACCCAUUGAGGUACAAGUUUUCCUGGAGUCCAAGAGGAGUCCUGCUCAAUGCUCUCAGUGGGGCCAAAUAUGUCUUGGACGGGAAGAUCAUUGAGGUUCCGCCCGGAGCCCUGAUGAGUUCUGCUGAACCCGUCGGGUUUCUGCCGGGUUUUGCUCUGGAAGGAUACCCCAACAGGGACUCUCUCAUUUACCAAGAAAUGUAUGGAAUUUCUGAAGCCAAGACAGUGCUGAGAGGAACAUUGCGAUACUUCGGUUUUGCUGAGACC